Molecule: messenger RNA, 1362 nt
Organism: Lasiosphaeria miniovina
Lineage: Eukaryota; Fungi; Ascomycota; Sordariomycetes; Sordariales; Lasiosphaeriaceae
Exons: 2
Coding region: 1-1362 (453 amino acids)
Source: RefSeq, a predicted model, not a curated record
AUGUCGAGAGAGCAGGUGUCGACGUCGGGCCCGGCGGCCGCGCUGACGUCGCUCUUCUCGCAGUGGCGGUCCUAUCGCCAGAUCCACCGCGUCUUCCUGGUCCUGUUCGUCGUGAGCACAAUCUUCGUCCUCGACCGCUACCGCGUCGCCCUGGCCGGCACCCUCGGCGUUCCCUACCGACCGCCUAUCAUGGUCCAGGCCGACGACGGGCCGUCGUCCGGACAUUCCGAGGACACGGCCAUCGAGAGAGCUGGCAACGGUACCCUCGGCUUCCACGCCAUCUACUACGUCAAUAUGAAGGCCCGCUACGAUCGCGAAGACGCCAUGGCCCUGCAGGCCUACAUAUCGGGACUCGACAUCCAAGACUACCCUGCCGUCGAGUCCGACAUGAUUGACCCGGUCGGCAUGCCGCCAACUCACCGCCCCGGCGUUCUCAAGGUCGGCGAGAGGGGCUGCUGGCGGGCGCACGCGAACAUCUGGUCCGAGAUGGUGAGGAAGAAGUUGCCGCCAGUCUUGAUCAUGGAGUCGGACGCGACCUGGGACAUCAACGUGCGGCCCAUCAUGAGCAACCUCAACAAGCAUUUCGUCGAGUUCCUGCGCAACAUCAAUUCGACGGCCGUCCACGACCCGAGCUGGCGUGCCAAGAACAACCGGCACCCCCUCGCCGACGACCCGCACCGCGCCGAAACAUAUGUCCCCCCCAACGAUGCCACAAACGGUACCGCCACAGCGGCGCCGACGCCCGCGCCGACGCCCAUCGAGUUUAAUGUCGACGACCCGUGGCUGAGCGAGCACUGGGAUCUUUUCUCCAUCGGCCAGUGUUUUGAGACAAACCAAGACAAGGACGUCAACCUCGUCUACACGGAUCAACACGUACCCGCCGGCAAGAACUAUUGGGGCGUCAAGCUGGGCAACCAGCGCGUCAUCCGCAAGUCGGGCGGCAUCACGUGUACCACCUCGUACGCCAUCAGCCACACCGGCGCCGCCAAGCUUCUUCUGCGCUCUUCCAUCGACCUCGACAACCCGGUCGACUUGCUCAUCCGGAGAAUGACUCUGUCGCGGGACCUCGUCGCCUACAGCGUGCAGCCGCCCAUCGUCGCACAGUGGGAAUACCGCGGCGACGUCGGCAUGAACGAGCGCGGCGCGCAGAGCGACAUCAACGGCGGCAAGCACAAAGACACCCCGAGCGAUGCCGAGAUGAAGGGCUGGGACGAUGUCAAGAAGACGGGCUCGGUUUGGACCACCAAGAGCCUCCACCACGACGUCGGUUUCGACAGGAUGGCGCUGGAGGUCGCUUGGGACCAGAUAUUAACCAACGUCGUCCUCACCGACAGCUGGUACAACCCAGUAGAUAAGGACUGA